Verticillium dahliae VdLs.17 is the source of this 1689-nucleotide messenger RNA. RefSeq names its product FAD binding domain-containing protein. The record is from RefSeq and is a predicted model, not a curated record. The transcript has 3 exons. NCBI's taxonomy places the organism in Eukaryota, Fungi, Ascomycota, Sordariomycetes, Glomerellales, Plectosphaerellaceae. The coding region runs from base 1 to 1689 and encodes 562 amino acids. Gene Ontology annotation, molecular function: FAD binding; oxidoreductase activity.
AUGAGGUCUGUCUACCUCGCUGCCACUGUGGUGGCUUUCGAUUGCUGGCCGAGUCAGUCGGAGUGGAAAGCGCUGAACUCGACGGUCGGCGGGCACUUGAUCAAAGUCGAACCCAUUGGCGCUGUCUGUCACGACCCUACGUACGAUGAAGCAGCAUGUGAGGAGCUGAGGGCCAGCUGGGAUGAUGUCGCGGUCCACUACGAAUCCACGUCGUCCUUGAUGACAGCCUACUUCACGGGUGAGACGUGUGAUCCAUUCACCAACCGCACCGAACCUUGCACCAUUGGCAACUACAAUUCAUACACUGUGGACGCUUCAGAUGCGAAAGAUAUCGCCGCCGCCCUCACUUUCUCAAAAAAGCACAACAUUCGUUUCGUGAUCCGGAACACGGGCCAUGACUUCUAUGGUCGAUCCAUUGGCUACGGAGGCCUUGCCGCUCGUGUCAGCAACCUCAAGGAUCGCGAAGUCAUUCAGUGGUCGGACAAGCACUAUAAAGGGCCUGCUCUGAAAAUGGGUGCUGGCACCAUGGGUUUUGAGGCCCAAUCUUAUCUAGAGACCAAAGGCCUCGUCAUGGUUGCCGGUUACUGUUCCUCCGUCGGCCCUGCGGGAGGCUACGUCCAGGGUGGAGGCCACAGCCCCCUGAGUUCAGUUUACGGCCUCGCUGCCGACCAGACACUCGAAUUCGAGGUCAUCACUGCUGGGGGACAGCUGGUGAUAGCGUCCCGAGACACCAAUGCCGAUCUGUUCUGGGCUCUCAACGGCGGUGGCGCUGGCACUUGGGGCGUCGUUGUCUCCAUGACGGCUCGUGUCUACCCCAUGCUGACCAUGGGUGCCGCUUCCAUGUUCAUCGAUCCUUCCUCUUUGGCGCCCGAUGUCUUCUGGGCCAUGGUUGACAAGUUUUACUCGCUGAUCCCUACAUUCACGGAUGCCGGCGCUUACGUGACCUAUGCCUACGGACCGCAGCACUUUGGCCUCUUCCCCUUUUCGGCCUACAACAAGACAGCUGCGCAGGUUGAGGCACUCCUGUCUCCAUUCACCGACUAUCUUGCCGAGAAGAAGAUUGCGCAUUACACCACCUUCAACGAGCUGCCCACAUACAUGGAGCACGUGGAGCGGAACAUGGCCACCUCCCAACCCACGAAAGAGUACCCCUCCGGCGGUCGGAUCAUUCCUCGUGCAGUGCUCAAGUCUGCUUCGCGGCGGGCCGAGCUCGUCUCCGUCAUGCGACGUAUCGUCUCGUCAGGUGCCUUAACCUCCAGCACCGCCAUGCGCCCACUGAAACGUACCGACAACCCCACCGCCGUACACCCUGCGUGGCGCGACGCUGACGCCCUCGUCAUCAUGACUUGGCCAUGGCAAAACGCCGCAAAGGAUGAGAUGCAGGCCAAGGUUGAGCUGUUCCGCGAUAAGCUGGCCCCACUGCUGACGGAGGUUGCUCCUGAGGGCGGCUCCUACAGCAAUGAAGCUGAUGCGUAUAUGAGAGGCUGGAGGAGAGAGAUGUACGGCGAGAACUGGGAGAAACUGCUCGAAGUCAAGGAGAAGUGGGAUCCCGAGGGAGUCUUCUACUCGAGGCGGACGCCUGGGGCGGACAAGUGGCAUGUUGAUGAAAGCACGGGCAAGAUGUGUAGGGCGAAUGUGAUAUGUCCCCCUGAGAGACGGAGACAGGUGUUCAACAACAGAAGUUGGUAA